AUGCUGGCUGCUGCCUCCAUCAUACCAAGGUCCCUGCACAAAGGGAUACAGAUCACACGAGCGCUUAAAAGUAGGAAAAUAAGUUUCUCGGCUCUCCCUCCUCAUCCGCCCCCAUUGGCCAACUCUGUUUUGGAUACCAUCGGCAACACUCCUCUGGUUCGAUUGGACCGGUUCUGUCAGGCACUUGGUUUAAGGAAUGGAUCAUCUGGCAGCAACAACCACAACAGCAAGCCCCUUAUUCUUGCCAAACUCGAAAAUACAAAUCCUGGAAUGAGCAAAAAAGACCGCAUUGCCCAUGAAAUCAUUCGUCAAGCGAAGGCAGCCGGCAUCUUACAAGAAGGCCAACCUGUCGUGGAGCUCACAAGUGGCAACACUGGGACAGGAUUGGCUAUGGUAUGCCCCCUCCUGGGUCAUCCCUUUUGUGCCGUCAUGUCACAAGGAAACUCUAGAGAACGGGCUCAAAUGAUGCGUUUUCUGGGGGCCGAAGUCGUGCUGGUUCCACAGGCCCCCGGAAGUGCUGCCAACCAAGUGUCGGGAGAGGAUUUGGCAUUGGUGGAAGAAACAGCCCAGAAACUCUGUCAAGAUCGACAAUCUUUUCGCAUUGAUCAAUUCGUGAGAAAGGCCAACGCAGAUGCACACUAUUUAGGGACUGCAAGAGAAAUUCUGGAACAAGUCAAGGACUCUCCCGACGUGCGAAUUGAUGGCUUUGUCGAUUUUGUAGGAACAGGUGGGUCCUUUGCGGGAUGUACCAAACGUUUCAAAGAGGACUGCUCACACUUUGUGAGCUGCCAUAUCGUGGAGCCGGAAGGGAUAUCACCAUUGGCACGCAAAUACACAAAUCAAAGUGAUUCCAACAGAAGCAGCGGAAGUAGCAAGAACCAUGUCAUACAAGGUGGUGGGUAUGACAUGCCCGAGCUGACUCUUCUAGAGGAAGUUAUUCAAAAGGGGUACGUAGAUGGAUUCCUACAGGUUGACAAUCAAGGUGCUACAGAUAUGGCGCGGCUGUUGGGGAAGACGGAAGGGAUCUUUGGUGGCUUUUCUGCUGGGGCAAACCUGCACGCAGCCGUACAGCUUAUCCAGAGCGGCCAAGCCAGUCAGGUUGUGGCAUUAAUCUGUGACUCUGGGAGCAAGUACUAUAGUGCUGAUCUAUUACCUUCAUAA
Seminavis robusta is the source of this 1161-nucleotide messenger RNA. The record is from the annotation of a GenBank genome assembly. NCBI's taxonomy places the organism in Eukaryota, Bacillariophyta, Bacillariophyceae, Naviculales, Naviculaceae.